Messenger RNA from Marmota monax (woodchuck), 4326 nucleotides. It is a transcript of the gene Ube3d, whose product is annotated as ubiquitin protein ligase E3D. Gene Ontology annotation, molecular function: ubiquitin protein ligase activity; ubiquitin conjugating enzyme binding; cyclin binding. The transcript is spliced from 10 exons. Gene Ontology annotation, biological process: proteasome-mediated ubiquitin-dependent protein catabolic process; protein polyubiquitination; protein monoubiquitination. The coding region runs from base 122 to 1360 and encodes 412 amino acids. Gene Ontology annotation, cellular component: cytosol; nucleus; ubiquitin ligase complex. The record is from RefSeq and is a predicted model, not a curated record. Lineage: Eukaryota; Metazoa; Chordata; Mammalia; Rodentia; Sciuridae.
UGCUGGAGCUGCCACUGUUGUCGCCUCCUCUAUUUCAGCUGCACGUGCAACCGCUCCUGCCCCUGGUGGCCCGGGUUCGUGAGAACCCCCAGCUCAAUCCAGGGCAGACCGGGCGCUGGCGAUGGAAGCCAGUGCGGUGGAGACGCGUGUGUUCGUGGAGGUGCGGAGACGGCUGCAGAGCGCGCUGCUGAUCGUGGGGGAGCCAAAAGAAGGAGGUAUGCCCAUGGAUGUUUCCAUAAUGCCAUCCUUGCUCCAGAUGAAAACCCCCACAGGCUGCACAGAGGUUCGGCUCCCAGCAGAGGUCAGGCUUGUACCUUCUUCUUGCCGUGGACUGCAGUAUGUCGCUGGAGAUGGACUGCACCUUCGGCUGCAGGCACACACAGAAUUCAGCACAAAACUGAUUUCAAUAUUUAAUCAAAGCUUACAAGCCCAAGAAUGUUGCACAUUUUAUUGCCAGUCCUGCGGUGACGUCAUAAUAAGGGACAGGAAGCUUCUCAGGAUUCUCCCACUGCCGAGUGAGAACUGGGGAGCUCUCAUUGGAGAGUGGUGUUGUCAUCCUGACCCCUUUGCUAAUAAGCCACUUCACCCAAGAGAGAAUGACUGUUUUAUUGGAGAUUCUUUCUUCUUGGUGAAUAUAAGAAAUGAUUUGUGGCAGGAACCAAAAGCAAAUACCAAAGUAAUUUGUAACCGUUGCAAGGUAAUGUUGGGAGAGAUCAUGUCAUCAGAAACCACUAAGUUUUAUAUGACAGAGAUAAUUAUUCAACCAUCUGAGAGAAGUUUUCCUAUCAUACCAAGGUCUCAGUUUGUCCAGAGUGUUAUUGCCCAGUGUCUGGUGGAACUCUCCUCUGCUAGAAGCACUUUUAGAUUCACUAUUCAAGAUCAGGAUGGCAAAGUGUACAUCUUGCUCUGGCUUUUAAACUCAGACAGUGUGGUGAUUGAAUCUUUGAGUUCCGACCAUAUCAAAAAGUUCCCCCUUUUGGAAGAUACAUUAAAAGCAGACUUCAGUUCUGCCUGGAAUGCUAUCAAGGUCCUCUACCAGCCAUGCCUCAGAAGUGGAGAUGAAAAGCUUGCCAGCUCCUGGGAAAGUGACAUCAGUGUCCACUCAUUGACCUUGCCUGCUGCAACCUGUUUGGAGCUGCUGUUGAUACUAUCAAGGAGUAAUGCCAUCCUGCCACCAUCCCUUCGCCAAAUGAAUUCAUUUCAGCUUCCACGAAUGAGAGAAAACAUACAACCCCCUUCACUUAUAAACUCACUGUAUAUGGUAUAUCAAAUUAAAAAGUUGCACAUCAGAGGAAGCAAUCAACAGAGUAAAGAGACAACCUACGGAACAGGAGAAAAUAUAUCCCCACUAUUCAUCUGACAAAGAGUUAAUAUCUGGAAUAUUUAAAGAACUCAAAAAAUUUAACAAUAAAGAAAUCCAAGUAAAAAAAUGGGCAAAUGACCUGAGUAGGUACUUCUCAAUAGAAGAAAUACAAAUAAAACAAAUUUACAAAAAAAUGUUCAAUGUUAUUGACAGGGAAAUGCAGAUCAAAACUACAGUAAGGUACUGCCUCACCCAAGUAAGAAUGGCUGUUCUAAAAUAAUAAUAAUAAUAAUAAUAAUAAUAAUAAUAAUAAUAAUAAUAAUAAAUGCUGUCAAGGAUGUGGAGCAAAAGGAAUUCUUAUUCAUUAUUGGUAGGGAUGCAAAUUAGUAUAGCCACUAUAGAGAAUAGUAUGGGGGUUCCUUAAGAAACUAAAAACAGAUCUACCAUAUGAUCAAAUGGUAGAUUUGAUCUCUCUUCCUGGUAUCUAUCUAAAGGAAUUGAAAUCAGCAUAACAAAGAGAUAACCAAAGGUCUGUUUUUAUUUUGGCACUAUUCACAAUAGCUAGGGUAUGGAAUCUGCCUAGGUGCCCAUUAUGUUAAAUAAAAUAAGCUGGACAUAGAAAGACAAGUGCCACAUGUUCUCUCUCGUAUUUGGAAGCUUUAAAAAGUCCACCUGAAAGUAGAAUAGUGAUUACUAAGGACUGGGAAAGGGGAAGAGUAGGCCAAGGGUGGUUGGAUUUGAUCAGUGAAUGCCAUAUGCACAUAUGGAAACAUUACUCUGAACUCUAUUAGUAUAUACCAUUAUUACAUGUUUUUUUUUUUUUUUUUUUUAAAGAAAUGGGUCUGGGCUUAAUUUGAUUCUUCCUCUCAUAUUUGACAAUUUUAUUGUCUUCUAGAGGGGGAGGAAAUGUAGUUUUUUAAUUUUAUUUUUUAAAAAAGGUUCUUUUGACACUCAAACCAGUGCCUUUAGUUUAUACUGGUCUAGAAUGCAACUCAGUUUGUUGAAGUAAAGAGAGGACCUGUGAACCCUCUUCCAAUUAGCUGAAUCAUGUAAGUCAGAUGAUUUGCUCAGCAUCAAUGGCUCUCAAACUGUAGGGAGCAGCAGAAUUACCUGGAGGGUUUAUUAAAACACCAUUUACUGUGCCCCUUCCCAGAGUUUCUGAUUCAGUCGGUCUGGAGUGGGGAAGGAUAACUCACCGUUCUAAAAAGUUCCCAAGUGCUGCCAAUGUUGCUGGUCCAGAGACAACAUGUUGAGAACCACUGGGCUAGACUAUGCUAAUGUCUCAAUAUCUAAUAUCCCCCCUCCCCAAACCCUCAAAUUUGCUUUCCGAUGAAAAAAAUCAUGUGUUUGUCCCUCCCCAACUCAAUAAAUACUGCUACAUAGUGAAAUAUAGCAAAGCCAUUAAAAUUAUUCUAAAAAAUAUUAUUGUCACAUGAAAAUCAUCACCAUGUUUUAUAAAGUUACAUAUAUAGAAAUGUCCAGGUAUACAUAGAAAAUAAAAACCUAGAAAGAUAUCCAAAAUGUUAACAGUAGUUAUCCCUGAGCAAUGAAGCUCCCAAAGUUGUAUUUUCCUUUGUGUGUGUGUUUUUUUGUAUGUUCUAACUUGUUUAUAAUUUAUACAAUCAUAAUCAGUUAUUAAAACAGACAUUAUAGUAGGUAAUGUAAGCCUUAAUUUUUCCAAGCCUAACAAUUGCGGUAAAGACCUUGUUGAAUAUCCACAACAGAAGUAAAGUUGUUUUAUGAGAUAAAAUCAUCCAAGGCAAGUUUUAAAAGUAGCUAUGACUUUCUUCAGUCCUUUCCCUAAAAAGUGUGGUGGAUCACCUGGUCCAUUCUUUCUACUUCACAGAGUUCUGUACUUGGGCACCCAGGUAGUCUUGACCUCAGAGCCCCUCGUUAGCAUCUCAUUACUGAUUACAUAAUAUUUUCAUGGAAUUUUCUCACUUUUGACCACAGGGAUCUUCAACCACAAUCUCACAAAUUAUUCUCUACUUUAUCCUUGAUACAAUGGGUCAGAAAGUGUUUUAUCUGGAUGAACUUUCUUCUUUGGCUGGAUCUCUUUUAAAAGAAUUUAUAUUUUUAGCUAAAUUAGGAAUUUAUUAUCACUGAAAUAAACCUGUUUAAAUGUCAGAAAGCAGUCAUCUGCUAUAGAAAAUUAUUUUGUUCCCAGUAGGAAGGUUCAUGUACCCUCCUGGGAUUUCCAAUUUUGCUGAUAUCCUAAGUAUAUCUGUUUCUUCAACACUUAACAUGGCUUCCUUUAAAAAUGAUAUAUUAAAAUAGUUUUGCUGCUGAAGUCUCCUUUCCUCAAAAAAUGGAAGAUAUUCAAAUAAAUUUAUUCUAUAGACCUCCAGUAAUUCUGUUUCUGACUAAACUUGUUUGGGGAGGGGGCAUGUCACCAGUAGGUAGCACAGUGAUAAUUUUCAAAACAUCUCUCUAGUCCAGAGCUACAGUGGUACCACUGUUCUCAUUUGCCAAGUUUGCACUUUGAUAAUCCACAGAAAGGAGGAAGAAAAAGAGCUUUUAAGGGGAUGUGGCUCAGUGGUCAAGUGUCCCUGAAUUCAAUCCCUGGCACCCCCCCAAAAAACAACAAAAGCACCUUUUAAAUUUAUGGGUGAUAAUAUCAUAGUUUAUUUGUUGAGGGGGUACUGCUUUAUAUCAUGCAUUUCUCCACCCACCAUAUUAGUACAGUUAUUUCCUGACAAAUAUGUUUUGUGCUUGAGGCAGUAUAUUUUUAUGUAAUACCUGAAGACUUGCCAUAUAAAUGUUUGCUCCAUGGGUUGCCAAGGUUAGCAGUGUUUCUCAUAUUGGAAGUGUCACUGCUGGGUUUCAAUCUGGGUGUCCACUGAGGAACAUGGCUCGGCUUAGCUUAACUGUUUCCCAAGUAGAUGAGAAUCAACAGCCUGUUAAGUUAUAGGUACAUUAUCAUAGUGUGUCCAUGACUUAUAAAAAUUCCCACUUGAAUCAAAGUGUGAAAUAUGAUAUAUCAAGAACUAUGUAAUGUUUUGAACAACCAACAAUAAAAAAAU